AUGUCAAGUGCCAUCCACGGCUCUAUCGACGCAGGCGGCGGCCCACGGCUGCUGCAGCCACUACCGCUGGUACCCCGAGGCCGACGCGACCCACUCGGCUCUUUGAUAGGCGGUCCGGUGAAGGAAGCGAGCAUACCAGUACUCGGAAAUAUUUAUCAAUCCCGCGGUCUCACCAGUCCCGUUCAGCUCUGCCGGCAACACUUGCAAGCACUAGAGUACCUCAACGAAGUUCAGAAGCCGCGGUCACCGACUCCGUUAGUUCGUCGAAAAAAAGUCAGCUGUCAUUGUCGAUGUCACGUGACCGCCCCAGCGGCCCGGCCGGCAUCGCCCCGAUUUCCCACGAAAUCUCACUCAAAGAGGCCCGAGAAGGCGCGCUCCUACGACCCAUUCUUGCCAUCCUCCAAAAGUCAUUCUCAUCAUUUAUCAAGACAACAGCACCAACGUCACCAUCAUCAGAAACAACAACAGCGCUAUCAGCAUCAACAUCUUCGAACGCACUGUUCAGUCAGUCCAUCAGGGGAGUGCUUAAAGGACUGCCGUCGUCAUUCUUUCAUACGGGACCUAGAGCAACGCGAGACAACGCCCGAGGCUUGCGCCAUCUGCUCUAAACGACGCUGCCAACUCUGCGAUCCGAUGGACAGCCUUGGGAUAGGGAAUUAUGCCGAUGAGCAGGGUUCUCCUAUCUCCUUAUCUAGAAUCGCUAGUGACUCCUCGCUGACUUCCAUUCCUGCAGCCCUGAAGGACGUGAUGGUCUCCUCCUAUGAGUACGAAUUUCCCUCCCAGCAGUUUGGACGUGCGCUGAACAGGGCUGCCUCCUCUUUCGACAGCCUAAUCACCGGACCACAAAGAGGUGUGCUCGAAAGGAGCGGAAAGCUGAAGGGGAGAUCGGGAAAACCACCACUUCUGGCCAAGUACUGUGCCUCUUCAACUUCGGAGAUGCAUGCGGCCGUAAAGCGCGCGUCCAAGACCGGACGGCGACCCUGUAAUCUCGUUUUAUGCCCACACCAACAUGAAGAUCCUCGAGGGGAGACUCUUAAGGACCACAUCACUACAAGGACCAUCUGCACUCGGAAGGCGACUGCCAAGUGUAAAUCUAAAUUGAUCUCGCGUACGGCUCACAGGGACUGUGCCUGUCGAGGCAGUAACGACGGGUCUGGCUCUUCCGAGUCCCCACCAAGUUUGGAUCUGCAGGAGGAUGAUUCUGUCGUCGCCAAUAUCGACAGACCAAAGACAUUCUCUGCCUUUGCCGCCCAGCGCGAUGGUAGAUACCUUCACCAGCAGACCCAACUACAGCGUCCAGUACUAACGGCCUUGCCCUACUCUAGGCGGACCAUUGAUUAUUAUGAACCCUCCCCGGAGAAAAAGCAGCAACAGCAUUCGGUGGCCGCCGCCGCUUCGCAGCCACUGUCGUCGCCGUCGCACCACGUGGAG
Messenger RNA from Dibothriocephalus latus, 1431 nucleotides. NCBI's taxonomy places the organism in Eukaryota, Metazoa, Platyhelminthes, Cestoda, Diphyllobothriidea, Diphyllobothriidae. The record is from the annotation of a GenBank genome assembly.